CUCCACCCUCCCCACGCUCUCUCUCUCUCUCUCUCUCUCUCUCUCUCUCUCUCUCCAACCACGCUGCUCCGGACAGAGGCCGUCGGCUUCUUUGGUAGCGCGAUGCAGCGGCGGGUGGAGUUCAGCUUCCCGGGCUCGCCGGCGCGGGGGCUGCUGCCGCCGCGGCCGCCAGCGGGGAGCGCGACGGCGCCGCGGAAGGCGGAGGAGGAGGAGGUCCGGUGGCUGCAGGCAUCGCGGCAGGCCUCGCCGGACUACAGCUCCGGCACACCGUCGCCGCAGCUGUGGGCGUACCACCACAACCCCGACCACCACCACCGGCUCUACCCGGCGUCGGCGGGGAGCUCGCCGUCGCGGGCGCAGGCCAUCGCCGGGUACCGCCGCGAGAUGCUUGACCUCGUCCGCGGCCUCCCCGAGUCCGCGUACGAGCUCUCCCUCCGCGACAUCGUCGAGCACCCGGCGGCGUCCUCCUCGUCGCCGUCCCCGCCAACGCCUCCCGAUCCCCUGCCGCAACCGUCCAACGCCGCCGCCGCCGCCCGACACCACCACACCGAUGCCACCGCCGCCGCCCGACACCACCACACCGAUGCCACCGCCGCCGCCGUUCAGGUGAGCGACGAGCCAGCAGUCGCGGCAGCGGCCGUCGAGGACGGCAAGAAGCAGGGGAGGAAGCAGAGGACGAUGCGGAAGCAGAGGAGCCGGAGCCUGGAGCGGAGCGUGAGCCUGGACACCGGCCUGCUCAUCAAGCUCUUCCUCCCGCUCUCCAUGGGCAGGAAGAAGAAGGUCUCGCCGCGGCCGGACGCCGCCAAGGACGGCAAGAAGAAGAAGAAGAACCAGGGGAAGAAGGAGGCGGCGCCGGCGCAGGCGCAGGAGGAGGAGUGGUGGAACAAGAGUGAGUUCAGCGAGGCCGGCAGCAGCAGCCGGACGAGCAGCACCGGGAGCAGCCACAGCAGCACCGGCAGCAUCAGGAAUGGACAUGUCAAUGGCAGCGUCAAUCCGAGAGCGCCCGCCAGGAGUUGGAGCAGAAAGCGAACUGGGUGCUAUGCUUUCUUCAGGGCAAACAAAAGCAAAAAUGGAGUAAGCCAAGACUAAAAUGAUGACAAGGCCACCACGCAAACGAAAAAUGUGUCUCUUGUGACCCCUCCAUGGAAACCAGCAGCAGCAUUGUCACAUAGCACAAGAAGCUCAAGGAGGCAACAAAUUUCCAGAUGUGAAGUGAUCAUGGAAUGGCUGAUUUCUCUAUGGCAUGCGAUCUUCAUGUUGUAAACAAAAGGACUUGUAAUUUAGCCUAAAUAGUAUGACUGAUUCGCACAUCAGAGAGAUUAAUGUGGACAAAAUACUGGGGGCAGUGGCACCAAUGUAUACUCGCACAAUCUUCUGUAUUUUCUUGACGCAGUCACCUCUCUCUCCUGUACUAUGUUCUAUUUGUAGAUGUCCUAUGGCAUCUUUGCCUUUGGAGGCUAAUGUACACUUUUUGUUAGUACUUGUGAAUAGAAAACAGAUGCUGUGGAUGAUGACGCAUCAGCGCGUUUGUAUAGCAA
Setaria italica (foxtail millet) is the source of this 1538-nucleotide messenger RNA. Its product is annotated as serine/threonine-protein kinase WNK4. Bases 103 to 1089 code for a protein of 328 amino acids. The transcript is spliced from 2 exons. Lineage: Eukaryota; Viridiplantae; Streptophyta; Magnoliopsida; Poales; Poaceae. The record is from RefSeq and is a predicted model, not a curated record.